AUGUCCUCCGACGCCGCGCGGCACGCGCAGCUCGAGGCCAAGCUCGACUCACUGGCUUCGCUGAGGCAGGAGGUGCAGCGCCUCUACGAGUCAACGCGCGCCGAGCUUUACGCUGUGCGCGAGGAGGUGACGCGCGAGCGGAGGGCACGCGUCGCCCUCGGAGCGGAGAACGCACGGCUGCAGGAGUGGAACCGAGAGCUGUCUGCGCAGCUCUCGAGCCUGCUCGAGCAGCGGCUCCGACUCGAGCUCGCUUCGGUGGCGGUGGAGCGGGCCAAGCUCGAGGCGGCGCUGCAGCAGGCGCGGAGGGGCGCCGAGGAGGCGGAGGAGCGGUGUGGCGCCCUCGCGCGCAGCGGCGAGGCGCGAUGCUGCGCAGCCUCACCGCCACUGCUCUUCCCGGACACCUCCUAG
Emiliania huxleyi CCMP1516 is the source of this 408-nucleotide messenger RNA. RefSeq lists its product as hypothetical. The transcript has 3 exons. The coding region runs from base 1 to 408 and encodes 135 amino acids. Lineage: Eukaryota; Haptophyta; Isochrysidales; Noelaerhabdaceae. The record is from RefSeq and is a predicted model, not a curated record.